CUGUUUGCUGCUCUACUCUCUAACAACAGAAAUUCUUAGAUGUCUCUCUCCUUUGCAAGAUAAACUUGGUUUUUUAAAAAAAAUUGAUACUCACAUAAGGCUUCUAACAAUAAAUGUACUUUUUUGUAUUUCUAGUCAUUUCCUUUCAUGACUCCAGCAUCGACGACAACCACAAAUUUGACUCCAUUUGGUGUUGGUAAUAAUACGACAACAACACCAUUGUUUGAAAAUACUACACUACAAACAACGCCUACGUUUGGGUUCGGUUCAUCUACAGCACCUCUGUCAACGUUCGGUGCAAUACCAACAACAUCGACGCCGUCAUUCAAUGUUGGUACGACAAGUUUGUUUAGUAAUAAUACAUCAACAGCACCGUCAACAGCUGCAUUUACCUUUUCAACAUCCAAAGCUCCAUCGAAUACAUUUACAUUUAAUAGUGGAUCAUCGUCAACUCAACCAACGUCAAGUCUAUUUGGACAACCAACAGCAUCUAACAUUUUUUCUCAGCAACAAUCAACUGUACCAUCGAUAUUUUCCACAACUUCAGCGCCAUCCACUAAUUUAUUAUUUUCGUCACAACCACAACAACAGAUUACUGCAUCACCGUAUAUGAUGCAACAACAAACACCAUCACAGACCCGAACACAAAUUCAGUUAUUUCAUACAAUGCUUAAUGUACAACCAUUCAAUAACGAACUUAAUUUUCUUGCAAAAACGAUCAAACCGAGCAGCAAUUUCGAGCGUAAUCGGAUUCGUACGGCACCUGAACAACAACAAUCUCAGCAACAUUCAUCUUUAUUCUCAUUAUUGCUCAAACCAAAUUCAACAGUUACUCCUCAUAAUAGUACUAAUAGUAACAAUACCACGUUUAAUGGGCUAUCAGCGACUCCUCUUAAUAGUAAUUCUAAUUUGACAUUUACAAUCAGUCAAAAACGUAAAUUAGGUGAUACAUUUUUGGAUGAAAUGGACGAUGAUAUUACACUCAAAGCCAAUAAUUUAUUAACAACACCUAAACGUUCUCGUAUGUUGGAUAUGGAUAGGAUUCGGACAGCUGUACUUGGUGACGGUAAUAUGAGUCAAGAACAACGAUCUGUACCAGCAACAAACGGAUAUCAUUCGAAUAUCGAGCAUACAAUGAGAACCAAUAAUAAUAAAAGUAAUGGAUUUGAUUUUAGUAAUUCAUUCAAUACGACACAUUCAUCACCUCUGCCAUUAUCGAUGGGAUGGAAAAAAUUUGACACAUACGAUGAUUAUAUGGCCUCAAAGCAAGAGCAACUACCACACACAAAUGGCCAUCAUCAUCAUUCUCCGCAGAGGCUGAAUGAAGAAGAAAUCAUUACAAAUGGAGAUGGUGAUCAUCAUAACGGUACUAUGAAAAAUGGAGAAGAUGAUAGAGAAGGAAGAAGACAACAGCUUACUAUUAUUUCUACGAGACCAGAUUAUACAUACGAAUCACUAACUAAUGAAUAUGCGUAUGACAACAAACAUGAACAUUACCGUAUUAAAAAUUUAAAAAUAACAAGACAAAAUUAUGGUUCGAUUGAAUUUCCUGGUUGGACAGAUGUUACACAAUUGAAUCUAGAUGAAACAGUAAGCAUUGGUUGGAAAGAAAUUUGUGUCUAUCCCAAUGAAGAUAAUAAACCUGCAAUUGGAAUGGGUUUAAAUAAAGAAGCUAUUAUAAUGUUAUGUCGUGUUUAUCCAUCCUACGGUCAACGUUCUACUAACGAUACGGGGAAUCAAUUAAUAACAGAUCCCGAUAAACUAUUGUCAAUCGAUUAUCCAGCAGUCAUCAAAGAACAAACAAAGAAAAUGAAUGUUAAAUUUAUCGAUUAUGAUAUCUAUUCAGGAAUAUGGACAUUUCAAGUGCCACAUUUCUGA
Molecule: messenger RNA, 1878 nt
Organism: Didymodactylos carnosus
Lineage: Eukaryota; Metazoa; Rotifera; Eurotatoria; Philodinida; Philodinidae
Source: the annotation of a GenBank genome assembly